Molecule: messenger RNA, 2922 nt
Organism: Macrosiphum euphorbiae (potato aphid)
Lineage: Eukaryota; Metazoa; Arthropoda; Insecta; Hemiptera; Aphididae
Source: the annotation of a GenBank genome assembly
AUGGGCUUCCCAAUUGCCAAGGCGAUCGCCAAUUGGUAUUAUUGUUUGAAAAUAUUGAAGAGAGCCGAGUCGCUGAUCAGCAACUGUGAUGACCAGGACAUUUUCGACGAAAAUAACAAAGGACAAACCGCCCUGCAUGUGGCGUCUGCCCGCGGUUUUAAGCAUGUGGUCGACAUUUUAUUAGACAGAGGUACAGGUGUGUGCGCUAAAGACUUAAACGGAAACACUCCGCUGCAUUUGGCUGCUAGAAACGAUAAUCUUUCUGUGAUCAAUAGUCUAUUGUUCCGACAGCCCCAAGUUGCCUGCGAACAAAACCAUAAUGGAGAUACACCGAUGCAUAUAGCAUGUCGUUAUGGUUACUUAGAAUGUGUGAUGAAAUUAAUGGAACACAGUGGAACAGCAGACGUAGUUAAUGAAAAUUUGGAUACACCACUGCUAGUUGCUAUAAAAGAAAAACAUGAAAAUGUUGCGAUAUAUUUACUUCACAAUGCACCUGGAAAUUUAGACAUUUUUAAUAAUGAAGGUAAUGCUCCUAUUCAUGUUGCUGUACAAGAGGGUUUGUUAAAUGUUGUGGAAACAAUAAUAAACAUGGGUCAUGGUUUUGAGUACCCUAAUGAUAGAGGAUUGUAUCCAUUGCAUAUAGCUACCAGAUAUGGACAUGUUGAAAUUGUUAGGUAUUUAUGCAUUGCAGGAAGUGAUCCUCAGCAACGUAGUGUAGACAACAUUAAACCUGAAAUAACUGCUAUUAAAAAUAAUCAAAAAGAAAUAGUAUCAAUAUUUACCAAAUUAAACACUAAUAGUGCAAGAGAAAAUUACAUUCAACAACUACUAAUAAGUCAUGAAUACAUACAAAACACAAAUUUGUUGUUUUUUGGAUAUUCCAAUGCUGGAAAGUCAUCAAUUAUACGGUUGAUGAAACUAGGUCUGUUUUCGAUGCUUCUUGACAAAUCACGAAAUACUUUAAGAACAAUUAACACCAAUAGAACUAAUACGUCUCAGGGUCAGUGCAAUAAUGGAAAUGAGAUGAGUCUUACAGAAUAUAAUACUACAAACACUUCAAAUUAUUAUAAACACGACGGUACUAAGGGUAUAGCAGUUCAAAAGGAAAAAUUAUCGGGUAUUAACGAAUGCACAUUUUGGGACUUCUCUGGGGAAGAUACAUACUAUAAUUCUUAUCAUCAUGUAAUUCAAAAUACACCAAACAAAGUGGUUGUUAUUGUUUAUAAUGAGCAACAGUCUUCUACAGAAAUUUUGAAAACUGUACGUUAUUGGCUUAGUUUUGUUCAAGCAAGACUUCAAACCACAGAACCAAUAAGUAAGAAUGGUAUUUCAAAUCAUUUAGUGCCUGUGAUAAUUGUUGCUACACACAAUGGCCAGAGGAUAUGUCACCAACCUGACCAAUUAAUUAAAACUAUGAAAGAUGAGUAUGGACAUGUAUUUCAAAUGUACGAACAAUUAGUACUUUUUAAUAUAAUGGCAGUUGAUUCAUUAAGUGUGAAGAACUUUAAAGAAGCAAUUAGUAUAAGUAAAAAACGACUUCAUUUUAACAUUCCACGAAUGAGUGGUUUUUGUGAAGCCGUACAGAACUUUUUACCUAAAUUAAGAAAAAUUGCAAAUCCGUUUCCAGUAUUGUCUUGGAAGACAUUCUGUGAUACUAUUCAUCUUGAAGUAAAUCCACUGGCUACUAUUCAACAUUUAAAUAUAUUACUUAUCCAGCUGCAAAACCUUGGUGAAGUAUUAUUCUUAAAAUCAGGAUUACAACCAGAUUUGAUUGUUAUAUCACCACAUUGGUUUGGAUCAAGUAUAAUUGGUACACUGUUUUCAGUAGACUUUUUGAUCAGUCAGACACGUAUGUCUGGUUCGUAUCAAGCAAAUGAUUUUCAGAUCAUGUUUCCUCAUUAUGAUGCCAUGUCAGUACUUCAACUAUUGGAAACAAUGAAAAUUUGUGUCCAAUAUGAUAAUGAUGGGGACAUUGAAUAUGAAUUCCCCGCAUAUAUCAUAAGAGAAAAAGAUGAAACACUGUGGAAACCCUGGGGUAAUAAUGUCGUUGACUGUUGUUAUGGCGGAAUUCGUCUUAGUUCUCAACCGCAAGUUUUUGAACUUUUAACAUCAAUUUUUAUUAGAAUACAGGUUGAAUUACGAUACUUGCAAAACAAUUAUUAUGAAGAUAUGGACAGUUACCUAUAUCAAUGGUACGGUGGUACUGUGUUAUGUAUUAGCAAUAUAGAGUGCAUGGUAUCCCUAGAGCAAGAUGGUUGUAUUGAAAUAAAAAUUCGAGGUUCUAAAUCAUCAAGUUAUACCUGUUUUUAUUUUCUAGAAGAAAUAUUGCAUUCCAUUAAUCUAGUUUUGAUUGAAACAUGUCCAGGAAUGAAAGUUAUUAAAGAAUUUCUCAGUCCCUCAAAUUUAUCCGAACAUAUCCUACAGCCUCAUGGUUAUGGUGUUGAUGAUAUAUUCUAUUCAGUUCGGAAAACAUCAGAUUUCAAAUCAUUUGUUGUUAAUCCAUUAACCGGAAAAAAAGAAUGUGUAUUGGACAUAAUUGCAUUUGGAUGUGACCAGGUGGAAACAAUGUUAUCUUGUACGGAUAGUUUACCACUAACAGAACUGAAUACCAUGUGUCGCCAAGAAUUAAGUCGUCUCAUUGAUCCAGUACACCCAUUAGGAAGAGAUUGGGCAUUGUUCGCUCUGAACAUUGGAUUGGAUUCAAAAGUUCAACUAUUUGAUAAUGGACCAACUAGUCCUUUUCUAGCACUAAUAGAUACAUGGGCAACAGUUCAACCUGCUCCAACAAUAGGUACAUUGGUUGAUCAAUUAAAUGAAUUGGGACGCGAAGAAGUAGCUCUGGUUGUGUUGCAAAAUAUACAAUGUUUUAGAAUAAAAGUAAUGGAUAUAAAUAACUGUCCCGUAACAUUAAAUCAGUUAUAA